AUGGGAGAAAGGUUUACUGGCCAUCAUCAGUUUAGAGAAAUGCUCACCUACUUUGCCCUUGCCAAUGGUUUUUCUCUUUGGUUUGAGAAAUAUACACAGAAGAGGUGUGUUGCAAGGUGUGGACAAAGACCACCAACUCUGGAAAAUCCUGAGGAAGGUAAGAAAAGGAAACAAAAUAGAUUUGGUUCCCUUGUAAACUACAAGUGGAUAGGGAAAAGGUUUGGGGAUAGAAUAAGGGACCACCCUGAUAUCAAGUUGGUUACCAUAGCUGAUAUGUCACUAGAGGAACACCAUGGCAUGCUUAGGUCUUAUGGAGAUGAGUUAUUAAGGUCUAACCCUGGAUCAACUGUGAAGCUAGCUGUGACAAGUGAUCCAGAUGAUAAAGUUUACUUUGACAAAAUAAGAGUGAUUGCACUAGAUGGUUAUUUCUUGAAGAAACCUAACCAAAGUGAGUUACUAAGUGCCAUUGGGAGGGAUGGUAACAAUCAUAUAUAUCCCAGAGCAUGGGCUGUUGUCAGUAUUGAAAACAAGGCUAACUGGAAAUGGUUUUUGGGGCUUUUGAGUGAUGAUCUAGACAUUGGAGCUGGAGCUGGUAUAACCCUAAUUUCUGAUCAACACAAGGGUUUAUCAGUAUAUUCUUUGUAUGAACCAGUGUACGUAUAUGUAUCAGUGUCACAAUACCUAAUUGCGAAAAACAUUAGGACAUGGUCUAGGGCAUUUUUUGAACUUCAUAGGGGAUGUGAAAAUGUUGAAAAUGGGUUUAGUGAAUGCUUUAACUAUGUAAUUGUAAUGGUGAGGAACAAACCUAUAAUUACUAUGUUGGAAGCAAUAAGGACUAUUGUUUUGGAGAGGAUGAACACAUUGAGAAGGUUAGCUGCAACAUGGAAAACUGACAUUUGCCCAUCAAUCAUCAAAAUAUUGGAUUGGUGCAAGGAUCAACAAAGAUAUUGGAAGCCUUUUCAUUGUGGAAUGGAUGAAUGGGAAGUGAGGCAAAGAAAUGAAGGAUUCAAGAUGGCAAGGAAUGUUGAAGACUAUGUCCCAAACUGGUUCAGGAAGACAAUGCAUAUUAAAACUUAUGAACACUACUUACAUGCAGUAGGUGGAAUGACAACAUGGGAAGAGAGCUUGGGUAACAAACCACUACCACCAAAACCAAGGGUCAUGCUAGGAAGACCCAAAAAGAAAAGAAUAAGAGCAGCUCAUGAAAGCCAUGUUACAUAA
This is a messenger RNA of Erigeron canadensis, 1221 nucleotides long. RefSeq lists its product as uncharacterized. Lineage: Eukaryota; Viridiplantae; Streptophyta; Magnoliopsida; Asterales; Asteraceae. The transcript is spliced from 8 exons. The record is from RefSeq and is a predicted model, not a curated record. The coding region runs from base 1 to 1221 and encodes 406 amino acids.